Messenger RNA from Desarmillaria tabescens, 1312 nucleotides. RefSeq lists its product as uncharacterized. NCBI's taxonomy places the organism in Eukaryota, Fungi, Basidiomycota, Agaricomycetes, Agaricales, Physalacriaceae. The transcript has 7 exons. The record is from RefSeq and is a predicted model, not a curated record. The coding region runs from base 14 to 1312 and encodes 432 amino acids.
AGUAAGAACCACGAUGCUCCGCUUCAUUAGGCCUUACUUGAAAACACUGUCCCUUGUCCGUCCACGAUAUCUUUGCACCCAUACAGAGUUGGAGAAAGAAAUUUUCGAGCUGCAAGAGGCGCUGUAUACACUGCAAGAGUUCGUUGAGCACCCCAAGGCUGUCGACUAUCUGCGAGCUGUGCAUGCCUACCACUAUGAGGUCCGGCCUGAAAGCAGCAGCGAAGAAAGGUGGGCUGAAGUAUGCUGUCGUCUCAAAAUGCCUAAGAGCUACGAUGACCCAAAUGAACUUAUCUACGGUCUCGCCCACUACAGCCCACCACAGAUGUACCUUCCGCAAUUGUUUUAUGUCGAGACAUACAAAACCGUUUGGAAAUUCUUGAAUUCGUUCUCGUCGCCUUUUGAAUCAUUUUGGCUUGGGGGCGACUUGAGAGACAUAGGACUCGUUGAACCUGUACUUUUUGGUACUACUUCGUUGUUCUACAGCCAUGUCAGGAUCUUGCGUAACAAGCCCAUUCCACAGUGUCAUCAACUGCCCGACCCCCUGCCAUUAGGGGAGCCGGUCUCAUAUCAAAUCAUGAUGCAUGAACAGAUAAAGCUCGUUGUUAUCGAGAUGGACGCUGCCCAGUUCAAAUUCACUCUACAUGACCAAGAAGUCUACACCCGACUGUUCACCGAGCUCUAUGCUGCCUCUCAAUACAAUAACUACAUCGUUGACCGAGACCAGCCUCUCGACCUGAGAGUAUACGGCCUAUUGACGGACACGGCUGAAAAUGUCUUCUUCUCUUAUGAUCCUGCCACGGCUACGUUUGAGAAGGACGAAAACGUAUGUGUCGAUUCAAAUCGCAACACGAUAAUACACGACAUGAUGAGAUUGUCAGAAAAGUUAUUUAGUGUCUUGAUGCAUGCAUACAAUGAACAGCUGGAAGAUAGGUAUAGUAAAGUCAAGCUGCUCCCAAAGGAGGACCUUCCCCAGAUGUACAUAAAAAUUAAUGCAGCGACGACCAAGUCGGAGCCCUGUGAUCGUACUCUUCUGGAUUUGCUGGCAGAAGCAGUUCAGGAUGCAAAAUUAGCGUCGGAAAAACUCUCACAGCAUUGGAGCGAAGAUGCCUUGAAAGAGGGCCUACAACUUUUGCGCAAAAGUCUUUGGGUACUUCCCCUCGCUGAAACAACCCACUAUUGCUGGCUUGGUCUUCACGAUGACCUUGAUCAGAUGGCAGUGAAAGCUGCGUCGAGUUUUCGCCGAGAGAAAAAUUCCUUGGAAAAGAAAUGGAAGGAUCAAGAAGGGUAUAAGACAUAUGAGUAUUUUUAUUAA